Messenger RNA from Helianthus annuus (common sunflower), 1158 nucleotides. RefSeq lists its product as uncharacterized. The transcript is spliced from 2 exons. Bases 1 to 1158 code for a protein of 385 amino acids. NCBI's taxonomy places the organism in Eukaryota, Viridiplantae, Streptophyta, Magnoliopsida, Asterales, Asteraceae. The record is from RefSeq and is a predicted model, not a curated record.
AUGUCUAGGAAACUAGAGGAGAGAUUGCCCGGUCAUUUUGCGGGUAACACCCAGCAGAACCCUAAUGCUCAUGCAAAAGCCAUUACCACUCGUAGUGGCAAAACCGUAGGGAACCCGAGAGUUGAGCAGAGAGUAGUAGAGGAAGAUGAGGAGAUUGUAGACGAAGAGAUCGAGAUGGAGGCUCCCGGCAAAGUGCAAUCGAGGCUAAGCCCAGCAAGUACCCCACAGCCCGGUGAAUCUCAAGGUGAGAAGAAAGUAGAGAAACCACCCGUAGAUGUUAGACCUUCUCCACUCAUAGACCAUUCGCGUGUCCCGUUUCCUACACGUCUUAGGAAUCAAAAAUACUCAAAGGAAUACGGGCAAUUCUUAGAUAUCUUCAAGCAAUUGAAGAUUAAUCUUCCUUUCAUCGAGGCACUCCAGUCCAUGCCAAAAUACGCGAAAUUUUUAAAGGACCUUCUUAGGAACAAGGAGAAGUUAGGGGAGUUGUCGAAUGUCCCAUUGAAUGGAGGGUGCUCAGCCGUUGUUCUAAAUAAGCUUCUGGAAAAGCUUACCGAUCCCGGUAUUUUUACUAUUCCAUGUCUUUUCGGUAGUAACACUAAUACUAGAGCCUUAGCCGACCUAGGAGCUAGCAUCAAUUUGAUACCCUUUUCUCUUUAUGAGAAGCUAGACCUAGGCGAGCUUUCACCUACCCGUUUGACAUUAUCCUUAGCCGAUCGGUCCGUGAAAUACCCGAGGGGUAUAGUUGAGAAUUUGCUUGUUAAGGUCGACAAAUUUGAGUUUCCCGCCGACUUCGUCAUUCUCGAUAUGGAAGCGGAUGAGAGAGUUCCUAUCAUACUUGUUCGUCCAUUCUUGCGUACUGCUAAAGCACUCAUAGAUGUUUAUGAUGGUAAGAUUACACUUAGGGUCGGUGAGGAGAGAGUCACCUUUGAGAUAGAUCGUUCCAUGAACCACCCGAGUGGUUCCGAUGACUAUAGUGUUCUUUGCCAUUCUGAUCGGAGUGUCGCGCUCCGCCGACUGCUUCGGGCCAAUGAGGGGUUGGAUCCGAUGGCCCCUACGGAUGAGGAAGGUUGGGGUAAUCGGUCCACCCCGAAUGCUCAGCAUAUGGGAGACCGGCUUGGUAAUCUCUUUGAUGGCGCUCUUGGUCAUGGAGCACCUUGA